Glossina fuscipes is the source of this 3569-nucleotide messenger RNA. RefSeq names its product insulin-like receptor. The transcript is spliced from 7 exons. Gene Ontology annotation, molecular function: insulin receptor substrate binding; insulin receptor activity; ATP binding. The record is from RefSeq and is a predicted model, not a curated record. Gene Ontology annotation, cellular component: membrane; axon; insulin receptor complex. Lineage: Eukaryota; Metazoa; Arthropoda; Insecta; Diptera; Glossinidae. Gene Ontology annotation, biological process: protein phosphorylation; positive regulation of kinase activity; glucose homeostasis.
AUGUAUAUUAUGUGAUUAGAUGACGUUGACAAGGUUGAAAAACUGCGUGCCGAUCUUGAGCCUACGAAUUCUUCGCGUAGUAGUAUUCGUUUGUUUUGGGAACGUCCAGCUCGCCCGAAUGGUGCAGUAGUCUCGUACACUAUAAUGUAUGAACUGCAAACACAGGAUGCAGUUGAGGAGAAGAAAUGCAUUACAGAAGUUGAUUACACUGAGCUAGACUACCAACACAACGGCUAUGUUCUGACGGGCCUGUUCACUGGCAAUUACAGUAUACGAAUACGCACAAACUCUAUGGCUGGUGAAGGAAAAUUUUCGAGAACCAUCUACAUUUACAUUCCACCUACCACUCCAUCACCAGCUCUUAUAGCUGGGAUCUGUGUCGCAUUAUUGACGUUGUUGUCAUUAAUUGGGGGCACAAUAUAUUUUCUGGUUCGCAAGCGUUUUCUUACGCCGCCAUCUGAUUUAAAAAUGUUUCCCACCGUAAAUCCCUAUUAUAUCAGUCUUCAGUAUAUACCUGACGAAUGGGAGGUGGCUCGAGACCGGGUUAUACAACUGAAUCCCCUUGGUCAAGGAUCGUUUGGCAUGGUGUACGAAGGAAUAUUAAAGGGUUAUAAUAACAGCGCCGAGGAUACUCCGUGCGCCGUUAAAACUGUAAAUGAAAAUGCCACGGACCGUGAGCGCAUGAAUUUCUUAAAUGAGGCUAGCGUGAUGAAACAGUUUGACACCUAUCAUGUGGUCCGAUUACUAGGAGUUUGUUCCCGUGGCCAACCUGCGUUGGUAAUUAUGGAAUUAAUGAAGAACGGCGACCUUAAAUCGUAUCUUCGCGCUCAUCGUCCGGACGAGCGGGAUGAGUUUGGCAUGACAUUGGCCGAAAGAGGUCUAUCCUCGCAACCCCCUCCAUUAAGUCGCAUUUAUCAGAUGGCUAUAGAAAUAGCUGACGGUAUGGCCUAUUUGUCAGCAAAGAAAUUCGUUCAUAGGGAUUUAGCGGCGCGCAACUGUAUGGUAGCUGCUGAUUUAACCGUGAAAAUAGGCGAUUUUGGUAUGACGCGUGAUAUUUAUGAAACUGACUAUUAUCGCAAGGGUACAAAAGGCUUGUUGCCAGUACGGUGGAUGCCUCCAGAGAGUUUAAGAGAUGGUGUAUAUUCCAGUGCCAGUGACGUGUUCAGUUAUGGUGUAGUUUUAUGGGAGAUGUCCACUUUAGCUUCGCAACCAUAUCAAGGUCUGUCUAACGAUCAAGUACUGCGCUAUGUCAUUGAAGGCGGUGUUAUGGAGAGACCUGAAAAUUGUCCAGACAAAUUGUAUAGUUUAAUGCAAAAGUGUUGGCAUCAUCGACCAACCGCUCGUCCUACCUUUAUGGAGAUUAUUCGCUAUUUAGCAGAUUUGGCUGAUCCACAUUUUCGUGAAGUUUCAUUUUAUCAUUCAGAAGAAGGACAACAAGUUCUUGCUAAAGAAGUUGCUGAAAGAAAUCAAAGAUCUGGCGAUGUGUUUGAGGAACCUGAGAACGAUAUGGAAGAUGUAACUACACCACUGCGUAUGGAAGAGUACGGUGGUUUUCAAUUGGCUGAAGAAAAUGACUCCUCUGGCGAGAAUCAAGUUGAAAGUCCCAUAACAAUGAAUAUCGAACCUCCUCAUUCGCCAUGCAGUCUUGGCUCGGCCAUAGUUGUAAGCAGCACACCAGAUGUCCAAUCGAAAAAUAGUCUGAUUUUAUCACAAAAUUUGCAUCAUAACCAAGGCUUGAGUUCCUUGCCUUCAACAUCAAGCGGUCUUGCACGAGUAAACAGUCAGUUGCAAUCACAUAUCCAACCCCAUCAGCGGCAACUCUAUCCACCCUCCCAGCGGCGAUUUCUUCACGGCAUUGUACGAGGCACGGUAGAUGAUGUUGAUGCGUAUGUGCAGCCAGAUUACGAAGAAACCGAAGAAAGAGGAAGGAUCGGAACGGACGAACGUGGUUACGAACUAUAUGAUCCAAGUCCAAAUUAUAGACAACAAGUUUCCUGCCAUGCAGGCGAUGAUGAAGAGGAUAACUUUGCCAUACCGUCCGCAGGGCAAAACUUAUUGUUAGGCUCUAGAGAACGUCAGAUACUGCCGAGGAUUAUGCCUUUGUCGAGCUCAGUGCCUGAUGACGUUAUUGGUCAACCAACUGCAUCUUCAUUACACCCUUCCACAGCUUCUGCUGCGUCAUCGAAUACAUCUUCGAAAGCAACAACGACUGGCAAAUAUUCUAACCUAAAAGCUGUUGCCGAUUCUUUAGGCAAUAGCUUGAUGCCUACCCUUUUGCGUAAAAAUAUACGCUUUUUCAAUCACAAACGUUCCGGUAGCAAUGUAAGCCACAAUAGCUCCAGUUCUAAUCCAUGCGCACCAAUUAGCGGAGCCGGUGAUGGGAGUAGCAGUAACUUGACUCGUGGCGGCCGUGGCAAAAGUAUGAGCGGUCAAAACUUGGGAACCAUAGAAAGUGGAGGUAGUGGGAGCGCGGGCAGUUUUUGCUCCAAUCCACGAUUUUUCACACCAGCAGCGAGUAUAAGUGAAAAUCCUAAUUACCGAAGGCUGAAUGAAUCGUCAUCCGUUGAAGGUGGUGGCGACGCAAGUAAACUGAAACCAAAACUUCCCUCAACUUCUACAUUUACUAUCAGUUCCAAUCCCAACUAUCAAAUACUGGACGAAUCUCUCAAUAGUUCGGGAACGUCUUCGGCAAAUCCUAAUUAUCAAUUGCAAACGUGUCCAAUAACAACUACAUCCCAAAGUAGUGAAAAUGCCAACUAUGUAAUCAUGAGUGAACCGCAGCAGAAUGAAGAUAUCGGAAAUACCGUGAAUGUAAGUGAGAAUCCUAAUUAUCAGAUGAUGGGUCCCUCUCUCUUACUCGCUACAACUGCCACCGAAAUGCAAGCCACUCAGCUUGAGCGCGACCGUUUGGAUAAGUUUUCAUGUUCACCAUCGUCAUCUUCCUCUCCGCAUGAAUCCGAAGAAGAUUUUGAAACUACCGACGGGAUGAAAAUGGAUCGGAUACCGUUAAGUCGGCGAAGCAGCAAUAGUCAAUCCCAACAUAAACGCAACAGCGAUCGAAGUCGAAGCAGCAGCGGUCAUAGCCAUGCUACAACACCGACUAAUACACCCUCAACAAGUACUGGAGGGCAUGGAACACAGCUAAGGCUAUUACCAACGUCUACGUUUUCGCUCAAGGAAAAAUGGCUGAAACAGCAGCAACAACAACAAUCCUCACCACCACCUCCACCAAACGGUUUUGUAGGACGAGAAGCGUAGAAUCUUGCUGCAGCUAUAUCCUGUAAAUAGCUUAUGUUUGCUUAUCCACAAAAAAUAUUAAUCAGGCGCACAAAAAAAAAUGUGUACGAAUUUUAAAAACUCCCUAAGCCAACAAGCUUCGUUUAUAAAGUGAGAGCUGAACAAACGAACUGUAUAUAGGAAAUAUAUAUAUAUAUAUAUAUAUUUUCUGUAAAAAAUAAUGAGGAUUUUCCCACACUUUCUUUUAUGCGAAAAGAACAAAACAAAACAAAGAAAAUCACAUUAUAAUUUAAUACAUAAGACAUCACGUCAUCGUUAUUUUGUGAAACCUU